AUUUGAGAUCCAACAUGGCUGCUGACAUGAAGCUGCUUCGGCGUCGUGAGAAGUAGCUUCAAACCCACAAACUGUAUAUUUCCGUGAGGAAAUUCAGUUCCAAUGGAUGCAAAACAGAUCACCCAUUAUGCUGUCCAGAUCCACAAACUGACUACUAAGAGAAACUAUGGGACCAUGAUGACUGUCCUUGGAGAUCUGGAUAAGUCGUGUGUCACAUCAGAGCAGAUGGAAAUGACUGACAUUGUCAAGGUUCUCUACAGGCUCCUGAGAACCUGCCCUGAUGACGCUGUGAAGAAGACAGUCAAGCAUUUGUUAGCCAAGUGGAAGAGACAGUACAGCAAUCGUCCCCGUGUUGGGAAAUACCUUGAGGGUUGUGAGGAUUCUGCUGUCUCUACCAGGAAUUUAUUUGGAGGUGAUGAUGCUGAGGACAAUACGUUGUCCGCUCAGGAGGACUCUGCGUCCGCACAGACCCUGACGUGCGGUGCUGAGGGUCAAUGUGUUCAAGCUUCUACAGUGGAACAAGCCACAUAUGGCCUAAAGUCCAAAUCACAGGACUGCACAUCAAAUAAUUCCACCAACAACACGUCUACAUCUUCUGAUUUCUCAUCUGUAAGGGACAAAUGUGUCCAGCUCCUCCUCGUUGCCCUCCGUCCUGAACAAUCUAAUGAGAACAAAGCUGCAGAGCUCGCCACAGAGGUUGAACACCACAUCCACGAGUUCCACAGAGCCAGCCCCGUCAAGUACAAAGCCUGUGUCCGCAGCAAGGUGGCCAACCUCAAGAACCCUAAAAGCGACCACCUCCGUCAUGGUCUCCUGAGCGGCUCGCUGUCACCUCAGGCCUUCGCCCGGAUGUCAUCAGAAGAGAUGGCCAGCGUGGAGCUCCGCCAGCUGAGGGAGGAGUACACAUCUCAUGGGGUGCACGAGCAUCAGCUGCCACAGGGUGUGGAGGGCACGCUGACUAACAGGAUACACUGCAAACGGUGCAGUGGGUCAGACUGUAGGGUGACACAGGUGUCUCGAGGCGCACUCUUCUUGCCUGCAUGGGUGCGGCGAGGUGGCCCAGAUGAAGAUGCAAUGACUUUUGUGACCUGCGGUGCAUGUGGGCAGCAGUGGUACCACAGCGGCUGGAUCUGCCUCUAAAGGCAUGUUUGGGUGAGCGGUUCAGACGUCAAAGUAAUUUUUC
Thalassophryne amazonica is the source of this 1183-nucleotide messenger RNA. RefSeq names its product transcription elongation factor A N-terminal and central domain-containing protein. The record is from RefSeq and is a predicted model, not a curated record. Gene Ontology annotation, biological process: DNA-templated transcription. The transcript is spliced from 4 exons. Bases 103 to 1140 code for a protein of 345 amino acids. Gene Ontology annotation, cellular component: nucleus. Lineage: Eukaryota; Metazoa; Chordata; Actinopteri; Batrachoidiformes; Batrachoididae.